UCUGCACUUUGGUUCUUGCAACUUCAUUCGAGGUGAAUGUCUAAUAUAGAAGGAAAAUUUGAGUAUAAAUUUGGAAAGUCAGCAUUUGUUGGAUGAAGCAAGCUAUUAGCUCAACAACCCCUCGCACGGACAGACCGAACCUUGUACAGCAUCUAAAGACAGCCUAUUCUAGCCUCUUCUGAGGCCACAGUGAGAACAGAGUCAUUUAGCAGCCAUUCUUACUUCACUGUCUACAUAUAACAAAAGGAGAACAAUACAGGAUUGGAGAGCACUACCACGUGAUACGAUACACACGAGACUCUUAUUUACAGCCCACGCGUGGUGUGUUGUCCAAUUUACCGUACACUAGGACAGAGUGAAGCUGGAAUGGAAAGCCCACUACCUACUCGUGCACUAAAGCGGGAGAGCGACAGCCAUGAGCAGAGUUCUAGCUCUAAACGAUCGCACGGGGCGACGAUGGAUCCUCUGGCGCUCAAGGACUUAGGCGAGCACUUAAAGAUUUUACCCGUGCCUACGGACACCGAUGACCUGGAAACGACAUCGCGAAAGAUGCAGGAUCUCGCCAGGGUUGUUGAGCGGGGCAAUAGUCUUGCACUCUGGACGGGAUUGAAGCUGGCGUCGCACAACAAACGCAGGGAUCUGGAAAGCUCGGCUAGGGCACAAAUGACGGAAUCUGAAUGGGAGCUGUAUGAGCGCUGGAAAGGAAUGCAGGACACCUGCAAUGACGGGGACGAGCACAAUAACCAAAAUGAGCAGCAGAAGCCAUUGGAUAUUCCAGAGUACAACUGGAACGAGAACAAAGCUCCUGUGCCAACAGGAGCUCACAGUGUCCGAAAAUUUACACAGCGGGCAGCAGCCAUGGACAUGGUCUGGGGCCACCAAGGCGCCACUCCCGAGCAUGCAUCAUGGCUGACUUUUAAUAUGCCAGUUAUGCUACCCCUCAUUAAAGCGAUCACCAAGGUCUCUAAUAUCCAGAAGCACAUUCAGGACGCUGAUCCUCUGGCUGGUAAACUGACAGAUAUGGAGGCUGCAGAGAUUGAAACCGUGCGCAGGAUAGUAGAGGUCGCAGAGGGAAACAGAUUACGUGAAUUGGAACGGAUCCGCAAGCUGGCCAAAUCCAUCUGUGAGUCGGCUGCAAUCAUCAAGUCUCGUGCAGAGGGACUAGAGAAACUUGAGAGGUAGCGUGUUCCACCGGCUGUUGUCGAGUCAUGGAGGUAUAUAACUGAGAGGCACGGGAAAAGAAAAAGUGAGAGGCUUUGCUUUCAAACUUUUUUAUCGUAAUCAUUUACCAGUCAGUCCACGCCAUGAUAGAUAUGUAGAAACGGGAAUCCGAGAUGUGAGGUCUCCUAUCCCCGUUCUCAAUUGGGAUGCAGGUAAUUACUGGAUUGAGCGAUUCCAUAUCUCUCGAGACCACCAGAGAAUCACCUGAUCCGACCGGUAAUGACGCAAGGUUCGACUGCAGCGAAAAGAGACCCUAAAAGUCGCUCGCAUCCAUUAUUGGUCACCGGGCUCGUCGGAUAUUAAUCUGGGCCAUAUCCACUCAUAUCCGAGGACGCCAAACCCGAAGCGAAACAAAUCUCCAUUUUGGCUGUUGU
This is a messenger RNA of Aspergillus caelatus, 1595 nucleotides long. RefSeq lists its product as uncharacterized. The transcript has a single exon. NCBI's taxonomy places the organism in Eukaryota, Fungi, Ascomycota, Eurotiomycetes, Eurotiales, Aspergillaceae. The record is from RefSeq and is a predicted model, not a curated record. Bases 367 to 1182 code for a protein of 271 amino acids.